Messenger RNA from Zingiber officinale, 1069 nucleotides. Its product is annotated as two-on-two hemoglobin-3-like. The transcript is spliced from 6 exons. Lineage: Eukaryota; Viridiplantae; Streptophyta; Magnoliopsida; Zingiberales; Zingiberaceae. The record is from RefSeq and is a predicted model, not a curated record. Gene Ontology annotation, molecular function: heme binding; oxygen carrier activity; oxygen binding. Gene Ontology annotation, biological process: oxygen transport. Bases 1 to 948 code for a protein of 315 amino acids.
AUGGCUAAGGAGCUGUGGAAGUUCCUGGAUAAGAAAUACAAAACAAAAGAUGCAGGGGCCAAGAAGUUCAUUGUGGGUCAAUUCUUAGAUUACAAGAUGGUUAACUCCAAGACAAUGAUUAACCAAGUCCAGGAGCUUCAGGUGGUUGCUAUCUUUGAAAUGCUGCCUCCCAGGUGGAAGAACUUCAAGAACUACCUGAAGCACAAGCAAAAGAAGAUGAAUAUGGAGAAAUUCAUUGUUAGACUUCGUAUCGAAGAAGACAACAAGAGUUUAGAGAGAAAGUUGUUCUCUCUGGCUACUGUGAAAGCUAAUGUGGUCGAGCAUGGUCAAAACUUGAAACGGAAGAACAACAAUCUAAAGGAGAUGAUGAAUCCUCUUCUACUGAGCUCUAGACUGUCCGAGUUUAUGCGAGGGAAAGCUGUGUUAACAAUUAAUUUACAGCCUAAGCAGAAUGCGUCGGAGUGGAGUGGGGUUGCGGCUAGCGAUGCCUUCGCCAUCGACGAGACCAACCUCUUCGAAACCCUAGGCGGAAUCCAGCCCUUCGUCGAUCUCUCAACCAAUUUCUACAACAGGGUUUACGAUGACGAGGAGGAGUGGUUCCGCUCGAUCUUUUCGAAUUCGAAGAAGGAGGACGCGAUCCGGAACCAGUACGAGUUUUUCGCUCAGAGGAUGGGAGGCCCUAAUCUGUAUUCCAAGAGGAGAGGUCAUCCAGCUCUGAUCGGACGACAUGCACCAUUCCCAGUUACACACCAAGCUGCUGAGAGGUGGCUGCGCCACAUGCAACAAGCACUGGAUAGCACCUCAAGCAUCGACCCCGAUUCAAAAGUCAAAAUGAUGAAUUUUUUCAAGCACACUGCUUACUUUCUUGUGGGUGGUAAUGAGAUGACAAAGCAAAUGCAACAAAGCCAAUGUAAGCAUUGUGCAAAUGGAUCAUCAACAUCCACAUAAGAUUUAACUUGCUCUUGAAUUGACAAUUGUUUGACAUUAUGUAUAAUACUCCAAAUCAUGUUACUCUGCCCAGCAUGUGCGAAUAAAUCUCAUGAAUGCACUCUGUGACUGUUUAUCAUUA